Molecule: messenger RNA, 717 nt
Organism: Lotus japonicus
Lineage: Eukaryota; Viridiplantae; Streptophyta; Magnoliopsida; Fabales; Fabaceae
Exons: 1
Coding region: 65-301 (78 amino acids)
Source: RefSeq, a predicted model, not a curated record
ACAAUACAAUAUAUCAUAAUUCGUUUGGUACUGUGCUAUUCUGGCGGCUGCUGAAACAGCAGCCAUGUCUGUAAAGAAAUCUUUGUCCUUUAAUGAUGGCAAUGGCAUUGCAAAACGGAGGCGCUUUGAUCGUUGGUUCUCAUCAGUUGAGGUGGUGCCUAUGGAGCAAGGGAAGCAGCUGAAAGACAUGGAUUCUAACAAGUUGAAGGCUGAGAUCAAGAAGUGGGCUAAGGCUGUUGUUGCAUAUGCGCGCCAAGUCAGUGGGCGUUUCGGGAGCUCUUAUGGCAAGUCAGAGACUUAGGGUUUGAUUGGUUUACCAUUAGAAAGUAAAAAAAUGAGCAAAUAACACACUUCAAGCUUUGAAAUGUGUUAUUUUUUCGUUUUUAUACUUUUGGUAAAUCCAACAAACUCUUAAAUUUGAUGGAGUAACAAUUUGAUAUAUCUAUGGUACAAAUCUGACAUGGCUUUUGGUAUGGAAGAAUUUACUGAAAUGGUUCUAGCUUUGAGAUUUUGUGCAUAGAUUUUAAGUUUAGUGGUUGUAAAACAUGAAAUUCCUUCCCUCCCUUGCAAAUUUGCGUUAACAGGAACCAAUUGUAAAUAUAAAGACGUUGAAAUUGCUUCAUGAAUCUCAAUCUCAUAAAGAGACGUUGUAAAUAUAAUCUGGAAUUACAAAUAAUUUUGUUUCCUUUCCAAUGAAUUGCUAACCUAUUUUGUCUA